This is a messenger RNA of Penaeus vannamei (Pacific white shrimp), 3135 nucleotides long. The record is from RefSeq and is a predicted model, not a curated record. Lineage: Eukaryota; Metazoa; Arthropoda; Malacostraca; Decapoda; Penaeidae.
AUGGUCGUUAAGUAUCAACCACGGAGGAUCACCAGUGGAUAUCAGAUUUUUGGAAUUUGGAGUAGUCGACAUAACUUAGGCGGCGUCUACGAUAACACAGACGAGCUGUCCAGCUUCAACAGUUCUUCGAUGUCGUACCUCAUGUUCCUCCUCACAGGCAGGAUCGACAAGAGGUCCCUGGCUGUCCGAGUGGAUCAGGACAUGACGGUCGUGAGGAACUGCACUGACGACUGCGACAUAACAACGACCGAGAUGCCUACGACGACACCAACUGCGACACCCACAAUAUCUAGUACGACUGAGUCAUCGCCAACUACAACUACCAGACCGACAACAUUCGAAACGACAAUUAUUCCAACCACAACUGAGACUCCCACGACAACCGUUAUAACAGAGACAAGUACGACAGCCCCAACGACGGAGACAAUUAGAACUACUCCUUUCCCUCUGCCGAACACAACAACAGCUGGUCCAAUUAUUAUUGAGCCCAUAGAUCCGAUUCCCGAGGAGGAAGUCGAUACCAUCGUGCAAGUGAUCGAGGACGUUGACUGCUUUGAUUGCAAUGACACCAUGUCAGAGUAUUCCCAGAGUGUUAUCAUCGAAAAUAAAUAUGAAAUGGAUGAUUUCGAAAAAGCUUUGAGCAGACUGCAGGAGAGCGAGAAUAGUCAUUGCGUGAUUGAAGCUAUUUAUUCCCAAGACGCCAAUGCCACAGCGAAUGCAACCUGGUACUAUAUGGAUCAGCAAGAACUUGUCUGGACAGAAGUGGAGGAGGAAUACGAGAGCGACAUCCACAUCGGCCACGGCCUGGUGGUGAUUCUUCCUCUGAUUCUGAGCAACGGGUCUUGGAGUUACGUCAUCCUCGUGAGAACUUACGUCGACAAGCCGGCGAGCCCCAUUGUGCAGAUCCAGCAGGCGUUCGUAGACCACAGCGGCUGUGGCUGCGUGGGUGAGAAUGCCACUGAAGACGGAACUAAUGUGGCAAAUUAUGUGUCCCAGCACUUUGAGCACAGAUCUAACUACAGCGACCUCGCACUCGACCUGGACUCCAUGACAGAUUACAUCAAGAUGCUCGAGGCCGUCCCACCUUUCGAGCGGCAGUACAUAGACAUCAUUGCCAUUAACGAAAUCGAGGGCCCCGACUGCAAUGAGACAACCACGAUGGAACCAACCACUACGGUGGAAACAACCACGCCAGAGGAAACCACUACCACGGUGGAAACAACCACCACAGGGGAAACAACCACACCGACAGUGACUACGACAACACCGACUAAGACAACCACAAAGGAACCCACCUUCGAGAUAAAACCUUUCCCAAAGCCCAAAGAAGAGACGAUAAUACAGGUGGACGAGCACUAUGAAGCUAAUGCUGACUGUAAUGAUACUGAGAGCAACUUCCUCCAAGAAGUCGUUAUAGACAACGAUUUCGACAAGGAUGAUUUUGUUUACGCUCUUCAUAGACUGAAAGCGAGCGAGGAAAGCCACUGUGUGAUCGAAACGGUUUUCUCGCAAGACUCGAACAUCUCUGCCAAUUCAUCCUGGUAUUACAUGGAUGAAAACGACCUGAUUUACCUAGAGGAGAAGGAGUACCAGAGAGAUGUGCAUAUUGGCCACGGUAUAUUGGUCGUCUUGCCUUUGAUAAGCGUCGACGGCACUCCCACGUUCGUCAUCCUGCUAAGGACUUUCACGGACGAACCCGCCAGUCCUAUCGUUCAAAUCGCGCAAAGCUUCCAAUCGCACAGAGACUGCGGUUGUUUGGGCGACAACGGGGUCGAAGAUUUGGGCAACAGAACGGAUGAUGUGAUGCAUUCUGUGAUACAACACUUCACUGAAAUAUCGUAUUAUAACGUUAGCAAUAUGGACUUGGACUCUCUAACGGACUACAUGCAGAUGUUGGCUGCAGUCCCCGCUUUCGAACGUCAUUUGACAGAUAUUAUUGUCCAAAAUGUUUUUGAAGAAGAGUGUGAGGAAAAUGAGACAACCACCAUUUCAAGUACAACAGAAACUACCACAACCACCUUUACAACAUCGGAACCUACAACAAUUCCAACGGCAACGGAAUCCACAACGUCAACGGAAACAACUACUGCAGUGCCAGAAUCCACAUCCUCAACGGAGGAAACAACCACUACCACAACGACGGAACCAUUAACAAACAUAACCACUACAACAACAGGAACAACGGCAACCACCACGGCAACCACCACGUUCGAGAUCGAGCCGAUUACGAAGCCCAAAGAAGACACGAUAGUGCAGGUGGACGAGCACGUGGACACCGACGUUGACUGCAAUGACACUGACAGCAGCUUCUUGCAGGAAGUCAUCAUCGACAACGAGUUCGACAAGGACGAAUUCGUGCACGCUGUUCACAGACUGAAAGCGAGCGAGAAAAGCCACUGUGUGAUCGAAACGGUUUUCUCGCAAGACUCGAACAUCUCUGCCAAUUCAUCCUGGUAUUACAUGGAUGAAAACGACCUGAUUUACUUAGAGGAGAAGGAGUACCAGAGAGAUGUCCAUAUUGGGUAUGGUGUUCUGGUGAUCUUACCUUUCGUAGACGUCGACGGCUCUCUCGUGGUCGUCACUCUAUUCAGGACCUUCACGGCCGAACCAGCCAGUCCUAUCGUUCAAAUUGCACAGAGCUUCCGAUCGCACAGAGAUUGCGGGUGCAUCGGCGAGGGCGAGGUCGAAGGUCUGGGCAAUGGGACGUAUGACGUGACGAGUUCAGUGAUACAACACUUCAGCGAAAUAUCAAGUUAUAAUAUCAGCGAUUUGGAGUUAGAGUCCCUCACAGACUACCUCCAGAUGCUGCAAGCCGUGCCUCCCUUCGACCGUCACUUGUUCGAAAUUAUUAUCCAUAAAACUCUUGAGGAAGAAUGUGAGCAGAAUGAAACAACCACCAUUUCAACUACCACAGUUACUACAACACCGGAACCUACAGUCACCGUAGAUACUACAACACCGGAACCUACAGUCACCGUAGAUACUACAACACCGGAACCUACAGUCACCGUAGAUACUACAACACCGGAACCUACAGUCACCGUAGAUACUACAACACCGGAACCUACAGUCACCGUAGAUACUACAACACCAGAACCUACUACCACUGCAGUUACUACAAUACAGUCACCGUAG